AUGAGUUCCACGAUCGCAUCUCAGUCCAGUUCCUCGGGUGCGGACAUCCAAAGUAUGAUCGACCAUGUCGAGGAGCACGGGUACGUGAUCAUCCCCAACGCUUUCACCGAAGCGGAGCUGGAGGAGGCCCACACGGAGCUCCUCCGUUUAGCGGCGGACGCCGCUUCUGCCGGACCGGCCGGGGGCGACCGAGCCGGCCGCAACGACUUCGAAGGUCUCAACACCAAGCGUAUCUACGCCCUUCUCAACAAAUCUCCCGUCUUUCAGAAGUUUCCCAUCCAGACCACACUCUUGGCGUUGAAUGACCACUUUCUCGACUCGGGGUAUCUCCUGAAUUCGUUCCAUAGCGUGUACAUCCAGCCCGGCGAGGCACCGCAGAUGCUCCAUCACGACGACGGCUUCGUCACUUUACCACGCCCUCAUCGACCCUUCGGAACGGGAGUGAUGGUCGCGAUAGACGACUUCACCGCCACCAACGGCGCCACAGUCGUGAUUCCCGGCUCGCAUAAAUGGGGCGACAAGAAUGACCAGGCCCCGCGCCGGGAAGACACCAUCCCAGUCAUCAUGCCUCGGGGCAGCGCUGUUUUCUUUGUCGGAACCCUUUGGCACGGAGGCGGGCAGAAUACGUUCGACAAGGAGCGUCGGUCGAUGACGAUACAGUACUGCCAGCCGUGGAUUCGGCCGCUGGAGAACCAGAUUCUCGCCGUCGAGUGGGAAAAGUUGGAGGGAAUGCCGCGGAAGCUCGUUGAUAUGCUUGGUUAUGGCGUCGGGGCGCCGUUUAUCGGUCGACCGCCUUCCCCCUUUCAUCCCACGCUCAACACCUCACUUCUUCACCAAAACAACCACCUCGCAGCAACCCACAAACGAGCAUCGAGGUUCAUCAUGGACGACCCGAAAGACCCCCUACACGAGCAGUUACAGAGAUUGCUGACUGCUGUCACCCAAGCAGAGGCACAGCCCGAGUAUUUCAACACCGCUCGAGGCCUAGCAGAUCUGCGAAGAUUUGUCGAAGCCGCGCUCAGCAAGUCGACGAUCCUUCGUCAACAAGAAGCCGACCUCGCUCGUGAUAGACAGGCACACGAUGAUAGCGUCGACUCCGUCUUGAAGAAGGUCAAGAUGGCGGUCGAAGCUACCGGUGUGCGAGAUGCCGUCACCGCGAUGAAGCAGAGCAUGGGCAAUCCUAACGAAACGAAUAAGCCGGUGGCUACGCUCUCAGUAGAGGGGAGGGCAGCUUUGGUGAGAGAUGACUCCACCAAUCUCAACGAUAUCCUCCCUGGGAUUGUCGAAGGCGCAGUUACCCGCGCAUUCCAAAACUCUGCCGAGGCGAUAACCAAGUCCAGUCAGGAGGGGAAAACUGUCGUCACUGAGCUAACGACGAAGCUGGAAUCGUUGGUUGAGUCGAAGCAAAGGCUCGAGAGCAAAAGCACCCAGCUCUUGGGAGAGCUUGAAAGUAUGAGAGCGGACCGCGAUCGCUGGCAAGAGCAAGCAUCCCUGAAAGAGGCCACAUUGGCACAGGAGAAGAAAUCUCGAGAGAGAAUCGAGAUCGAGCUCGAAGCUACGAAGAAGGAUAUCAUUACAAGCAGCGUCAAUCACUCGUCAGCCAAAGAUCAGCCGAGGAAGAGACUUCGAACCAGCUCAUCGACAGCGGACAACCAGCUCCGCCAGCAACAACCUUCAUCAGUGACAGUAAAGGAACGAAUGGUGCUGAACAACCAGGACGAGAGAAGAAUUCCGGCGGGAUUCGCCGACCUGCUCGGAAAUCUGUCGAACAACCUCGCUGGGUUUAACGUGGUACAGAGAGGAGUGGGAAGUCUGAUGCACACGACGACAUUAAAACACAUUGGGCCAUUAUUGUGGAAGUGCAAUGCAUAUCCUCAGCUCAAGGACUUUUUGGAACACACGAGGCCCGGGCUGACCUACUGCUUCUCGGCCGCAAUGAACGUGGGAUUCGGCCCGCAAGUUCCGCCGAUCAAAUCACCAAUGGACUGCGACCAUCACGUGAAUAAAAAGUAUUGUCUGUUGGUGGUGUGCCGAUCAGAAACUGGCAAUCAGUCGGGAAAGAGCUUUACCUUCAUGGACAGGUCUAACUCUCUGAAAAAGUAG
This is a messenger RNA of Colletotrichum karsti, 2103 nucleotides long. RefSeq lists its product as uncharacterized. The transcript has 4 exons. NCBI's taxonomy places the organism in Eukaryota, Fungi, Ascomycota, Sordariomycetes, Glomerellales, Glomerellaceae. Bases 1 to 2103 code for a protein of 700 amino acids. The record is from RefSeq and is a predicted model, not a curated record.